Syngnathoides biaculeatus (alligator pipefish) is the source of this 1968-nucleotide messenger RNA. Its product is annotated as claudin-4-like. Gene Ontology annotation, cellular component: bicellular tight junction; plasma membrane. Bases 39 to 1262 code for a protein of 407 amino acids. The transcript has 3 exons. Gene Ontology annotation, molecular function: structural molecule activity. NCBI's taxonomy places the organism in Eukaryota, Metazoa, Chordata, Actinopteri, Syngnathiformes, Syngnathidae. Gene Ontology annotation, biological process: cell adhesion; bicellular tight junction assembly. The record is from RefSeq and is a predicted model, not a curated record.
GCAGGAAUUGUUUCUCUGACCCGACCUUAACGGGCAAGAUGGUGUCUCAGGGCGUCCAGAUGAUCGGCAUCUCCUUGGCCAUGGUGGGCUGGUUCCUGGUCAUCGUGGUGUGCGCGUUGCCCAUGUGGAAGGUGACGGCCUUCGUGGGCGCCAAUAUCAUUACGGCGCAGACCAUCUGGCAGGGCCUGUGGAUGAACUGCGUGGUGCAGAGUACGGGCCAGAUGCAGUGCAAGGUCUACGACUCCAUGCUGGCACUGGCGCGGGACCUGCAGGCCGCCCGGGCAAUGGUCAUCAUCUCCAUCCUGACCGGGAUUUGCGGCGUGAUGCUGUCAAUUGCGGGCGGGAAGUGCACCAACUGCAUCGAAGGGGAGGCCUCUAAGGCCAGGGCCUGCAUCCUGGCCGGGGUCCUGUUCCUCGUAUCCGGCCUGCUGUGCCUCAUUCCCGUCUCGUGGUCGGCCAACGCCAUCAUCGCCGACUUCCACAACCCACUGGUCAUCCAGGCCCAGCUACGCAGCCUCUUGGCCAUGGGGAAGAUCGGCAAGGAGACUGCGGGUCAGGUGAUCGGCUUCAUCGGGCUGGUGGGGGUGGCGGUGACCACCGGCAUCCCCAUGUGGAGGGUCACCUCUUUCAUCGGCGCCAACAUCGUGACGGGCCAGAUCGUGUGGGACGGCCUGUGGAUGAACUGCGUGAUGCAGAGCACGGGCCAGAUGCAGUGUAGACUCAACGAGUCGGUCAUGAGGCUGACGCCGGACUUGCAGGCGGCCCGGGCGCUGGUCAUCAUCUCGCUGGUCUUCGGCUUCAUCGGCUUCAUGAUCACAUUCAUCGGAGCCGAGUGCACCAGCUGCCUGAAUAAAGCCACCUCCAAGGCCCAGGUGGUGAUCAUCGGCGGCUGCCUGCUCAUCUUGGCCGCGGUCCUGGUCCUGAUCCCGGUCACCUGGUCGGCCACCAUCACUAUCACCGACUUCCAGAACCCGUUGACCGUCAACGAGCAGAGGAGGGAGAUCGGGGCGGCCAUCUACAUCGGCUGGGGGUCCACUGCCAUCCUACUGGUCGGCGGGAUCAUCCUCACCACCUCGUGCCCGCCCCAGAGGCCCGUGUACGGAUACCCCGGCUCCCAAGCGGCGUACCCCUACGCCAACGGUUCCACCUAUGCCCCAGUUUACACGCCACCCUCCAGCCAGCCUUACACACCAAGUGGUUCGUACUAUCCCGCCAAGCCGUACGCAGCGCCAACCGGUUACUCGUCACGACAGUACAUUUAAACACCACUCUGGGACCGCAAAGAGACUGCAGUCUGGAUCUUUCUUGUCUUGGUUACACUCGAAAUUGCACUACGAUAAACACUGAAGAUGGUAUGUACUGUACUGCACAAUGACUGGAAUGUCACAUUAUUGUGAGCAAAUUAUUUCACCAAAUUUCUUUGGAAACUUCAGAUGGGAGAUUUGGGAAAUAUUUGAAAUGGGGAUUAACUGUGAAUUGGUAAGUUAACAUUCAAGCAUAAUUGUAAACAUUUACUUUUGUUACGAGCAGAAAACUUUGCCAAAUAAAUCGCUCACCUUGCCCACAUGCGAGGACAGUAUUGCAUCUUCAUUCCUCCAUUUUUGUUAGACUUCAAGAUGGCAGCGGCAUUGCUCAUACUUCUACUUUUGCUUGUUUGUUUGGUUUCUACACAUUAAUUCAUAUGAAUUGUUUCCAAAUUUAAAAAUUCCCCGAUUGUUGAAGCCCUGUAUGUGAGUCUAGGAACACUCACAUUCGCACUAAUGGACAAAGUCAAAGUUUUGGAACUGUUUUGUAAUUAUCUCAAUUUUUUAGGGUAGCUACAGUAUGGUGUUAAAUGUGUGUAAAUGGCUUGGAGUCCAUUAAUAAAAUACUUGAUUGAAAAACUUUUGUGACACUUAUCAAGGCAGUUAUAAAGGUCUUUUCGGGCUUGUAGUACCCUGACUUGAGAGUUGAAGAGAGUUAAAUAAU